Messenger RNA from Mandrillus leucophaeus (drill), 2936 nucleotides. RefSeq names its product actinin, alpha 3 (gene ACTN3). NCBI's taxonomy places the organism in Eukaryota, Metazoa, Chordata, Mammalia, Primates, Cercopithecidae. Gene Ontology annotation, cellular component: cortical actin cytoskeleton; Z disc; plasma membrane. Gene Ontology annotation, molecular function: calcium ion binding; actin filament binding. The record is from RefSeq and is a predicted model, not a curated record. The transcript is spliced from 20 exons. Gene Ontology annotation, biological process: muscle cell development; actin cytoskeleton organization.
AGUGCGAAUUCGAUCUGGGGCUGGGCUGGGCCCUACUUAACCGGGCCCGGGUGUCCGAGAGCGCGCCGAGCGGAGCGAAGCCAGGAGCCCGAGCGAGAUGAUGAUGGUUAUGCAGCCCGAGGGUCUGGGGGCCAGGGAGGGGCCCUUCGCGGGCAGCGGCGGGGGCGGCGAGUACAUGGAACAGGAGGAGGACUGGGACCGCGACCUGCUGCUGGACCCGGCCUGGGAGAAGCAGCAGCGGAAAACCUUCACUGCCUGGUGCAACUCACACCUGCGCAAAGCGGGCACCCAGAUUGAGAACAUCGAGGACGAUUUCCGCAAUGGCCUCAAACUCAUGCUGCUCCUGGAGGUCAUUUCAGGAGAGAGGCUGCCCAGGCCAGAUAAAGGCAAGAUGCGCUUCCACAAAAUCGCCAACGUUAACAAGGCCCUGGACUUCAUUGCCAGCAAGGGGGUUAAGCUGGUGUCCAUUGGUGCUGAAGAAAAAAAAAAAAAAAAAAAAGGUAGGGUGAGAGGGCUGACCUGGACCCCUUCUCAAUGAAUUCUCCCACCUCCUCCCCACCCAGAAACCUCGGCCAAGGAAGGCUUGCUUCUGUGGUGCCAGAGGAAGACAGCACCGUACCGCAACGUCAACGUGCAGAAUUUCCACACCAGCUGGAAGGAUGGCCUGGCCCUCUGUGCCCUCAUCCACCGACACCGCCCCGACCUCAUCGACUACGCCAAACUGCGAAAGGAUGACCCCGUCGGCAACCUGAACACUGCCUUCGAGGUGGCAGAGAAGUACCUGGACAUCCCCAAGAUGUUGGAUGCAGAAGACAUUGUGAACACCCCAAAGCCGGAUGAGAAGGCCAUCAUGACCUAUGUGUCCUGCUUCUACCAUGCCUUUGCCGGGGCUGAGCAGGCAGAGACAGCUGCCAACAGGAUCUGCAAGGUGCUGGCGGUGAACCAGGAAAACGAGAAGCUGAUGGAGGAGUAUGAGAAGCUUGCCAGUGAGCUGCUGGAGUGGAUCCGCCGCACCGUCCCAUGGCUGGAGAACCGUGUGGGCGAGCCCAGCAUGAGUGCCAUGCAGCGCAAGCUAGAGGACUUUCGGGACUAUCGGCGUCUGCACAAGCCGCCCCGCGUUCAAGAAAAGUGCCAGCUGGAGAUCAACUUCAACACACUGCAGACCAAGUUGCGGCUCAGCCACCGGCCUGCCUUCAUGCCCUCCGAGGGCAAGCUGGUCUCGGACAUCGCCAAUGCCUGGCGGGGGCUGGAGCAGGUGGAAAAGGGCUAUGAAGACUGGCUGCUCUCGGAGAUCCGACGCCUGCAGCGACUCCAGCACCUGGCCGAGAAGUUCCGGCAGAAGGCCUCCCUGCACGAAGCCUGGACCCGGGGGAAGGAGGAGAUGCUGAGCCAGCGCGACUACGAUUCGGCUUCGCUACAGGAGGUGCGGGCGUUGCUGCGGCGCCACGAGGCCUUUGAGAGCGACCUGGCGGCGCACCAGGACCGCGUGGAGCACAUUGCCGCGUUGGCCCAGGAGCUCAAUGAGCUGGACUACCAUGAGGCAGCCUCAGUGAACAGCCGCUGCCAGGCCAUCUGCGAUCAGUGGGACAACCUGGGCACCCUGACCCAGAAGAGGCGGGAUGCGCUAGAGCGGAUGGAGAAGCUCCUGGAGACCAUCGACCAGCUUCAACUGGAGUUCGCCCGGCGGGCCGCACCCUUCAACAACUGGCUGGACGGUGCCGUGGAGGACCUGCAGGAUGUGUGGCUGGUACACUCUGUGGAAGAGACCCAGAGCCUGCUGACAGCGCAUGAUCAGUUCAAGGCAACGUUGCCCGAGGCUGACCGAGAGCGAGGCGCCAUCAUGGGCAUCCAGGGUGAGAUCCAGAAGAUCUGCCAGACGUAUGGGCUGCGGCCCUUCUCCACCAAUCCCUACAUCACCCUGAGCCCGCAGGACAUCAACACCAAGUGGGAUAUGGUCCGAAAGCUGGUGCCUAGCCGUGAUCAGACACUGCAGGAGGAGCUGGCACGGCAGCAGGUAAAUGAAAGGCUCCGGCGACAGUUUGCGGCCCAGGCCAAUGCCAUUGGACCCUGGAUCCAGGCGAAGGUGGAGGAAGUGGGGCGGCUGGCAGCAGGGCUAGCCGGCUCUCUGGAGGAGCAGAUGGCUGGGCUACGGCAGCAGGAGCAGAACAUUAUCAACUACAAGACUAACAUUGACCGGCUAGAGGGUGACCACCAGCUGCUGCAGGAGAGCCUGGUGUUCGACAAUAAGCACACCGUCUACAGCAUGGAGCACAUCCGCGUGGGCUGGGAGCAGCUGCUCACCUCUAUCGCCCGCACCAUCAAUGAAGUGGAGAACCAGGUACUGACCCGAGAUGCCAAGGGGCUGAGCCAGGAGCAGCUCAACGAGUUCCGAGCAUCCUUCAACCACUUUGACCGGAAGAGGAAUGGGAUGAUGGAGCCUGAUGACUUCCGAGCUUGCCUCAUCUCCAUGGGCUAUGACCUGGGGGAAGUGGAGUUUGCUCGCAUCAUGACCAUGGUGGACCCCAACGCAGCUGGGGUGGUGACCUUCCAGGCCUUCAUAGACUUUAUGACCCGAGAGACAGCCGAGACUGACACGGCUGAGCAAGUUGUGGCCUCCUUCAAGAUCCUGGCAGGAGACAAGAACUACAUCACCCCCGAGGAGCUGCGACGCGAGCUCCCCGCCGAGCAGGCCGAGUACUGCAUCCGCCGUAUGGUGCCCUACAAGGGAUCCGGGGCCCCAGCUGGAGCCCUGGACUACGUGGCCUUCUCCAGUGCCCUCUAUGGGGAGAGCGACCUCUGACCUCAACCACUGAGGGUCUCUAUGCAAGAUGGAGAGAGGGUGCACCCUGUGGCUGAUCCCAUCCAUCCCUCAGAGCAAGGGCCUGAGAGAACAGUCAGCCAAGUGCUUCUGAAUAAAGAUCCCUCUGUGGGUCUCU